This is a messenger RNA of Hipposideros armiger (great roundleaf bat), 4056 nucleotides long. It is a transcript of the gene STK32C, whose product is annotated as serine/threonine kinase 32C. NCBI's taxonomy places the organism in Eukaryota, Metazoa, Chordata, Mammalia, Chiroptera, Hipposideridae. The transcript is spliced from 12 exons. Gene Ontology annotation, biological process: protein phosphorylation; G protein-coupled receptor signaling pathway; regulation of signal transduction. Gene Ontology annotation, molecular function: G protein-coupled receptor kinase activity; G protein-coupled receptor binding; ATP binding. The record is from RefSeq and is a predicted model, not a curated record. The coding region runs from base 2080 to 3540 and encodes 486 amino acids.
AGCCCCCAGUCUCUCGGAUAGUCACAGUAGCUUUUCCAGCCAACCUCUUACUCCAUUAACAUGUUUUCCUACUGACAUCCCUUCUCAUGUUCCCUCUCCGAGGUGCAGGCAGGGUUACACCUCUUUAGUCCUUUUCUGCCCCUUCAGGGGGUCUCGGAGGAGAGGACAUAGACAAGUGUGGUCAGUCUGCCCUGGAGAAGCCGAGGCUGCUGUGCGGGGCUCUGGGAGGUUCUGAUGGGCACCUCCCCGCGUCGGGUGCUCCCGCGCGGGACGGAGUCCUAGCGUGGCCGCCCUGCGCGGGCGCCUGCAGCGUGCCUCCCGGAAGCGGCCGCUGGAGGAGGGCGCCAAGCGCGCAGGGCGGGCCCGACGUGGGGGCCGGAAACUCGUCUCCUGCAGGGACGCGCGCAGACCAGGCACGCAGACGUCAGCCAGGGGGGCGGGAUGUGCGCGGUAGACGGUGGGGGGGGGGGCUGCCCCAGGUUGCGCGUGUCCGAUAGCCCCUGUCCUUGGCUCACCGCAGCGCUGCUCCCACCCAGGCUGGUGGGCAGGCGGUCUGCAAGAGCUGCCUGGCCGGCUGGACACGGGCCCGUGAGGCGUGGCCCCAAAGCGACACCGGUCAGCUCUGCUCACAUUUCACUGGCCAAGCAGGCGGAGGAGCCACACUGAAUUUCGAAGGUGGGGUGGGGACGGAUGUACCCCCAUAGCAUGGCAGAAGGAUGCUGAUUGCUACGAGGGGGGGGGGGAUGAGCCGGGCGAGGGGCUGCUAGAGCCGGUCAGAGCCCAAGGAGACCGAAGGAUGUGGCGGCCGGAGAGACCCGCAAACCACGCGCGGCGGCAUAAGGUCCUGCCAGGGCUCCGCGGGGCAGGCAGGAAUGGCUGGCUCUGUGGCCUGGCCAUGAGGCCGAGCUUAAGGAGGCAAAGAUUUCCAAAAGUCGAAGUCCAGCAACCCACACAGUACGGUUCUCCAGUGACAGCGCUGGCGCCGGGCACUGGGCGCUGCUGAAAGGGCCGAGGCCCUCUGGGGCCUUCGCUGUGCUGAGCACUUAACUCGCGGGGCUCACCUGGUUGUGUGAGCAGGGGCGGAGUCCAGCGGUCAGCGUCCGGCCCCUGUCAAACCUGGGCAGGGCCAGGGGACCCUGGGUAACAGGUACAGGGUCCCCCGGCGGGCCUGCGGCCCAGACCUGCGCCAGGGGCUCCUGUUCAGGACCCGUGUGCUGCCGGCCGCGUUGGGAGGAGGACCGGAGACCCAGCAAAUGGGACCCGGAGACCACGGGUGCUUGUGCUCAGCGCUGCCGGGACCCCCGGCGCAGGAGUUCGCACCCAGGCUCCGUGACAGCCGCAUGGGGAGGGGCUUGAGCACCAUCCCCGCUGCCGCCCCUCCCCCAUCCUGCACCCCAUGGAUUCCCAGGCGCAGCCUCGCAGGCUGCCUGGAGCUCCAGGGUGGGGUUCGCACCGGGCCGGCACCUCGGAGCCGCGAGUCCUGAGCGCGAGCGGGCCUCGGCCCCUGCGCAGCCGUUUCCUGCCGCCCCAUCCCGAGUCCCGCGUGGCCUCGCGAAGCGCAGCGCCGCAGGCUGAGGUUUAAGGUUCCCCAGAUCCCGCGGCGGCGGUCUGAGGGCCCGCUUUAUUCACGAAGGCAUUGGGGGUGGGGAGGCCCAAGGAGACCCCGUAGUCUCCGCCGCCUGGCCUGCUGGAGCUGUGUCCGUCCCCGAAACGCCAAGAUACCCAGAGGGGACCACGGCCUUGCCUCCCUAGCUGUUGUCCCCGCCGCCCAGCCCAGUCGGUGUCGCGGUCCGAGCCCCGCCCGAGGUGGCCAGCGGGCACACCGCGCAGCGCGCCGCAGCCCGCGCCAGUCCCGCCCUGUCUCCGCCCCCGGCGCUCGGCUUCACCCCAACUCCUUCCCGCCGGCCCCGCCCCGGGUCCGCCCCCGCGCGCUCGCAGCCGCCGGAGCCGGCACGGCCUCCAGGACCCGCGAGCGUGGAUGCUGGGGCGCACGGCGGGCGCUGCCAGCCGCUCCCGCUCCCGGCCCGGCGGGUGGGCCAUGCUCCGCGCUCCGGCUGCGGCACGCGCUCCGGCCCGGCGAUGAGGAGCGGCGCGGAACGCAGGGGCAGCAGCGCCUCGGCGCCCCCGGGCUCGCCGCCCUCCGGCCGUGCACGCCCUGCGGGCCCCGACGCGCCCCCGGCCCUGCAGCCGCCCGCGGCCGGCCAGCCCCGAGCCCGCGACUCGGGCGAUGCCCGCGCGCAGCCGCGCCCCCUGUUUGCGUGGAGCAAGUGGAAGAAGAGGAUGAGCUCCGUGUCAGCAGCCGCAGCGCGGAGGCCGGUUUUUGACGACAAGGAGGACGUGAACUUUGACCACUUCCAGAUCCUGCGAGCCAUCGGGAAGGGCAGCUUCGGCAAGGUGUGCAUCGUGCAGAAGAGGGACACGGAGAAGAUGUACGCCAUGAAGUACAUGAACAAGCAGCAGUGCAUUGAGCGCGACGAGGUCCGCAACGUGUUCCGGGAGCUGGAGAUCCUGCAGGGGGUGGAGCACGUCUUCCUGGUGAACCUCUGGUACUCCUUCCAGGAUGAGGAGGACAUGUUCAUGGUGGUGGACCUGCUGCUGGGCGGGGACCUGCGUUACCACCUGCAGCAAAACGUCCAGUUCUCUGAGGACACGGUGAGGCUGUACAUCUGUGAGCUGGCACUGGCCCUCGACUACCUGCGCAGUCAGCACAUCAUCCACAGAGACGUCAAGCCCGACAACAUCCUGCUGGACGAGCAAGGGCACGCGCACCUGACGGACUUCAACGUUGCCACCAUCAUAAAGGACGGGGAGAGGGCGACCGCGCUGGCUGGGACCAAGCCGUACAUGGCUCCGGAGAUCUUCCAGUCUUUCGUCAACGGUGGGACCGGCUACUCCUUUGAGGUGGACUGGUGGUCGGUGGGCGUGAUGGCCUACGAGCUGCUGCGAGGAUGGAGGCCCUACGACAUCCACUCCAGCAAUGCCGUGGAGUCCCUCGUACAGCUGUUCAGCACCAUGAGCGUCCAGUACAUCCCCUCCUGGUCCAAGGGGAUGGUGGCCCUGCUCCGGAAGCUCCUCACGGUGAACCCCAAGCAUCGCGUCUCCAGCCUCCAGGACAUGCAGGCCGCCCCGUCGCUGGCCGACGUGCUGUGGGACGACCUGAGUACGAAGAAGGUGGAGCCGGGUUUUGUGCCCAACAAAGGCCGCCUUCACUGCGACCCCACCUUUGAGCUGGAGGAGAUGAUCUUGGAGUCAAGGCCCCUGCACAAGAAGAAGAAGCGGCUGGCCAAGAACCGGUCCCGGGAGAGCAGCAGGGACGGCUCCCAGACAGAGAAUGACUAUCUCCAGGACUGCCUCGACGCCAUCCAACAAGAUUUUGUGGUCUUUAACAGAGAAAAGCUGAAGAGGGGCCAGGACCCCACGAGCGAGCCCCAGCCCACACCCGAGGCCAGGGACACGGACGGCGAGGCCUCCGCGGACGGCGAGGAGGUGCACUCUGCCCUGCCCAUGUGCGGCUCCAUCUGCCCCUCCGGGAGCAGCUAGGAGCCUGCCGGCCCCGAGGCGCCGACUCAGCUUGCCCUGGAGACUCAGGUCCGCCAGAGGGACAGGGUGACAGGGUGACGGGUGCACGCCCAGCACUGACAUUCCCACUGAGGCCUGCUCUCCAAGCACAGACCCAGGCUGGUGGCCCUACUGUGUCCUGGCCACACUCUCACUGUUACUGUCCGCCCACCCUGCCUUUGGGCUCUCGGAGGUACAUGGCGAUGAGAAGCUGUUGGUGUGGCCCGCAGGGUGGACGAGGGGGUGCCACCUGAGCCACUCCGGUUACAUGUGGAAGGAGCAAGCAGCCAGCUGCCCUGCCUCUCCGGUGGCCCCUGGCUGGCUCACUGGCAGGUCACGGAGGCCACGUGGUGGGACAGGAGCCUGUCCCUCACCACCUCUCGGCUGUACACGGGAUGUCUCUGCCACCGGCUGCCCGCCGUCCAUAAGCUUGCUGCCCAGAGCUGUGGGGGUGGCCCAGGGCCCGAGGUUCUUGUACAUCACGGGGGGAGGGGCGUG